Messenger RNA from Aspergillus glaucus CBS 516.65, 1986 nucleotides. Its product is annotated as putative pyruvate carboxylase. Lineage: Eukaryota; Fungi; Ascomycota; Eurotiomycetes; Eurotiales; Aspergillaceae. Gene Ontology annotation, molecular function: metal ion binding; ATP binding. The record is from RefSeq and is a predicted model, not a curated record. Bases 1 to 1986 code for a protein of 661 amino acids. The transcript has 2 exons.
AUGACACCACAACGACCCAUAAAGCGACUCCUGGUCGCAAACAGAGGCGAAAUAGCCGUGCGCAUCAUCCAAGCCGCACGCGAACUUUCCCCAUCAAUUGAAACAUUCGCACUCCACACACCAGAUGACCGGUCGCAUUGCAAUGUUGCUCGACCACACCACGCGUUGGAGAUCCCCUCCGCCGGGGCCUAUCUAGAUAUCGCUCUACUAGUUGAUCUUGUCAAACGACAUUCCAUUGACGCCGUACAUCCAGGCUACGGGUUUCUCAGCGAAAGCGCAGAUUUCGCACAGCGUAUGUGGGAGGAUGCUGGGGCGGUUGUUAUUGGGCCUGGGUGGGAAACACUCGCGAGGACGGGGGAUAAGCUCCAGGCGAAGGAGUUGGCGGAGCAAUGUGGUGUUCCGGUGUUGAAAGCGCUGACGAGGCCUACGGCUGAUUUGAACGAGAUUAGGUCGUUUGUGCAGGAGGUCGGAUUCCCGGUGAUGAUCAAGGCUGUUGAUGGAGGUGGGGGUCGAGGGAUUCGGCUGGUGCGGAAUGAUGGGGAGCUUGAUAAUGCCAUGGAUCGUGCGAUUGGAGAGUCGCCGUCGCGAACGGUGUUUGUUGAGAAAGCUGCUGUGGAUGGAUUUCGUCAUGUCGAGGUUCAGGUGGUUGGUGAUGGGACAAGCAAUGUUCGGCAUCUUUGGGAAAGAGAUUGCAGUAUCCAACGCCGGUUCCAGAAGGUCGUCGAGUGUGCACCAGUGUUAUUAAGGAAGAGAGACGUUGUGAGUCGGGUAAUUGAUGCAGCAUUGAAGAUUGCAAAGACAAUUCGCUAUCGGUCCCUUGGAACCUUCGAAUUCUUGGUGAAUGAGUCCGAAUUCUAUUUUCUCGAAAUCAACCCGCGACUGCAGGUCGAACAUACUAUCACUGAGAAUAUCACCGGUGUCGAUCUGGUGCAAACACAACUCCUGCUUGCUCAGGGCCACUCUCUUCAUCAACUAGGACUGGAUUACGUCGACCCUAAAGACCCUCCUCCAAGAUCGAUUUCGAUCCAACUCCGACUAUGCGCGGAGGAUCCAAAUAACAACUUCUCUCUCGGGAUUGGAAAGAUCACGGACUUUUUCGUUCCUAGCGGCCAUGGAACUCGAGUUGACACCCAUAUCGACACUGGUUCUUCACCCUUGAUCGUGGGCUCGAACUUUGAUAACCUCCUGGCAAAAAUCAUCGUCACCGCAUCGAACUGGGAAGCAAUCGUCCGAAAAGCACAACGCGUAUUAGCAGACACGAGGAUUGCAGGCGUCACUACAAACAUUAACCUCUUGCGGGGGAUUGUGGCUCAUGAUGAUUUUAUGGCCGGAGCAAUUGACACACAAUGGCUAGGAUCGAAUCUGGGGCAAAUAAUUCAGUUUGGUGAGAUGGUCUCUGCAUCUUUGCUGAAAGAACGUUCACCAUCUUCCCCAGCGAGCCAGGGCAUUUCCAUGCCGUCAUCAAACCAUUUAUUCCGAAAAGGAGAUGCAUGGUCCAUCACCCUUGAACCUACCCAGAAGGGGUCUUCUCAGAAUGAACAAGAAACCCGACAUCACUUGCAACUUUCGCGUGUCCUGCGUAACGAAUUCCCGUCCUCAUUGACGGCAGAGAUCGAAUACACCACACCAGCUGAAUCUACUAUUCUGUACCGGAUGCAAUUGGAAUCCACCUCGACCUCAGCAUCGGCCCUUGUGUCUUCAUCCCAUCGACGCGGGGAUCCCAGGAAUCCGGCGCAUAUCGUGCUUCCGCUAUCAGGAAAGUUGAUCGAGGUCCUGGUAUCCGAAGGAGACCAUAUUUCGAAGGACCAGGUUGUCGCUUUCGUAAAGCAGAUGAAAAUGGAACUGGAAGUUCGGAGCCCGCGUGCUGGAACGGUGAAAUGGGUGUUUGAAAUGGAAGAGGAUGAGGAAGACGUGGCUGAGGGUGUGCUUUUGGCGGAAUUGGAGGAGGUCGAACGAGGACUUGUCGAUGUCCGGGGGAAGUUGUAG